AUAAUUGUCAGUAACGUCUAUAAUUAUUAAAUACAAAAUGGCAUGGCUAAAUACAUUUAAUUGAAAAGCACACACAAAACCCAGUGCUUUCAGCAUUGUUUCAUGUUGAGAACCCCAUCUUAUGUAAGAGCGCACCAAAAAGUAUUGAAGUCAAAUUUUAGAUCAACUAUGAUCAACUAACAGAAUUCAGGGGCCGAGUCAGGGGUGGGAAAUGGCCUUAAUAACAAAAACAGGGUGUUAGAAGUCCUUGGGGGCUCAAGACUGCCCUUCUCCUCCAGGCUGCACCGCACCGUUUUAAGUGAGAGCAGCGGUCUGUGCUGGACCAACCCGUGGGUCUAUCUUUAGCCCUGGCAGGCAAGUGAAUGGAAGGACCAGCUUAUCUUCAUCGCUGUCAUCGAGGCUGCCAGUAUUUUUAGGAGACGGCGACAGCUGCGAAAGCAUUUAACGGUCUUCCACGAACAAUGACACUCGGGGUGUCUCAGGACUGAGCGGGUCAGAGACCGCGAGGCUGGAGAGGAGCGAGCGCAAGCGUGUCCCGGAGCCGGCAGAGAACACUAAAACACCCCCCCCCCAAAAAAAAAUCAGCGCGGGACAGGAGGACAGGCUCGCAGGAUGGGCCGGCAGAGGGAGAGGAACUGACGGGAGAGGGACGCGCCAUUUUUUUUUUCUGGAGAGAGAGGAUUACUGCUUUGAGGAGGACAGCCCGGAGCGGACUGCCAGGCGGACGGGAGACUGAGGCCCGCGGCUGGGAGAGCAGGGCGGCGGAGCGGAGCGGAGAGGUGGCAUGCGCACAGGCGACGGUCCCUGAGGUUUGCGGAGAGCACUGCGCAGUGAAAGGAAGAGGGGAGCUCAGGGUGCUUUCGGGGGAGACCGCGCGCCCGUGACCUGCGCAACGGGAGGCUAGCAGACGAGCCAAGAUGGACGUGUUCGGCGGGGCGCCCCGCUUCCUGGCCUACCCUCGCCCGGUGAUCGUGCAGAGCGGCACGGACGCCGCCCUCAAGUGCCAGAUCGCCGGCGACCCCCGUCCCGCCGUCAUCUGGGAACGGAACAACGAGCGGAUCCACCCCGAGGGGCGCUACCGCCUGUUCGAAGACGGGAACGUCUACAACCUGAUCAUUUCGGGGGUGACCAGCGAGGACAGCGGCCAGUACAUCUGCAAGGCCAAGAACAGCAUCGGCGAGACGUACGCGGCCGCCACGCUGAAGGUGGAGGGGGAGGCGCAGGAGAAGGAGCUGCGGGAGGAGAACCGGCCGCGCUUCCUCAUCAAGCCGCUGUCCACGCGCGUGGGCCGCGGGGAGGACGCCGUCUUCUCCUGCAAGCUGUGGGGCAAGCCGCUGCCCGAGGUGGCCUGGGAGAAGGACGGCAAGCGGCUCAACGAGAUCUUCGAGAGCACGCACUUCAGCGUCAGCUACCAGGACGGGGGCUGGUUCCAGCUGAAGAUCUUCAAGACCAGAGCCCCCGACGGCGGGGUGUACACCUGCAAGGCCAAAAACGAGUUCGGGGAAGGGCUGGCGGGGGCCGUGCUCCUGGUGGACGCGGGCCCGGGGCACGAGGAGGAGGCCACGCGGAACGGCUACGCCAACGGGCACUGGAAGGCGCACCCGGGCAAGGCCAGGGGCGGGCGGCAGGUGGCCACCCGGCCGCGGGAGGAGCCGCUGCCCCUAUCCGCCAAGGUGAAGAUGUUCGCCGUGACGGAGGGCAAGCACGCCAAGUUCCGCUGCUACGUGACGGGGAAGCCCAAGCCCGAGAUCAUCUGGCGCAAAGACGGCCGGGUGAUCCUGUCGGGGAGGCGGUACCUGCUGUACGAGGACCGGGAAGGCUACUUCACCCUCAAAGUGCUGUACUGUAAGCAGCAGGACAACGGGGUCUACGUGUGUGCAGCGUCCAACACUGCCGGGCAGACUCUGAGUGCCGUCCACCUCACUGUGAAAGAGCCUCUCGUCCGCUUCAAGCAGCCGCUCAGCGACCUGGAAGUGUUUGAGCGGGAGCUGGCCAUCCUGGAAUGUGAGGUGCCCGAGGACUCCAUCCCCAUCACCUGGUACCUGGAGGACCGCAGGCUGCAUCCCGGGGCCAAGUACGGCAUGGAGGAGUGGGGCACGAAACGCCGCCUCACCAUCCGCGACAUCGGGGCCGACGACGACGGCAUCUACCUGUGCGAGAUGGCCGACGGGGGGCGGAGCAUCGCGGAGGUGGCCGUCAAAGGUACGAUAGUGCGCAAGCUCCCGCGCAAAGUGGACGUGCUGGAGGGAGAAAACGCGGCCUUCUGUGUGGAAGUAGAGGAGGAAGAGAUGGAGAUUCACUGGUACAAAGACGGUGUGGAGUUACGGGAGACCCACCAGACCAUCAUAAAGUCCUUUGGGAAGACCCACAUCCUGGUGUUUGUCAACGCCUCACCCCAAGAUUCCGGCAAGGUCACCUUCAUCGUGGGCAGGUCCAAGACUUCGUCACAGCUGAGAGUGAAAGCGGUGAGGCACAGCUCCCCCAGCUGUCCCGUGGGUGUGCAGAUUAACACUGAGCGGGCCAACGCCGCGCUCCUCUCCUGGGUCCCGGCGCCCGACUCGCGCAGGAACCCGCCCUCGGGGUACGUGCUGGAGAGGCAGGAGGUGGGCUCCCAGGAGUGGCUGCAGUGCCUGACCACCGACUCGGCCACCGCCGUGGAGAUCCUGGGGGACAGCGUGCCCUGCGAGGCCGACUACCGCUUCCGCAUCUGCAGCGUCAACAAGUACGGCAGGAGCAGCCACGUGGAGUUCCCCCGGGCUGCCCACCUGGUCCCGGUAGCUAAAAUUCAGACGCCGCUGCAGGACGCGCUGGUGCCCGAGGGCCAGGACGCCAGCUUCACCAUCGAGCUGUCGGCCUCGGUCAUGGGGACCUGGUUUCUGAACGGCAGCCAGCUGCAGGAGGACGAGCGAUUCGCCGUGCGGCGCUCCCGCACGCACCACUCCCUGCGCGUCCGCGGGGUGCGGGACGCCGACAACGGCGCCGAGAUCACCUUCAUCGCCUGCGGAGUCCGAGAUUCGGCAGCGCUGUACAUCCAGGCUCCUUUGGUGAAGUUCACACCUCUUUCCGAGAUGGACCGAAAUAAAUUUGUUGAAGUAGGCAACCCGAUUGUCCUGUAUUGUGAGCUGUCAGACCCCACGGCUCCAGUCCACUGGUACAAAAAUGGAGUGGAACUACACACAGUGGAAGGUCUUAACAUCCAAUCAGAGGGCAAUAUGAGGAGGAUCGUGAUCCAAUCAGCCGAGUUUUCCCAUUCUGGGGUGUACAGCUGUGAUGCCAUUGAUGAUGUCAUUAGAUUUAACGUGGAAGUUGAAGCACCACCUGUGAGGUUCUCGGCCCUCCCAGAAGUAGCGAAGAGCAAGUCCUUUGAACCGGGAAGCCCCAUUUUACUACACUGUGAGAUCUCAGACCCCACUGCCCAGGUCAGCUGGUACAAGGAUGGGGUACAGCUCCACCCACAAUCUGGAGUAGAGAUCCAAUCAGAGGGCACCACGAGGACACUGGCUGUCCCGUCUGCUGACAUUCUCCACUCUGGGGUGUACAGCUGCAAGACAAAGGGCGAUGCCAUCAAGUUCAAUGUGGAUAUCAAAGCCCAACCUGUGAAGUUCUCAGCAACGCCUGAAGUUGAGAGGAACAAAUCCAUUGACGCAGGCUGUCCCAUUGUACUGCACUGCGAGAUCUCACCCCCCAAUGCCCAGGUCACCUGGUACAAGGAUGGGGCACAGCUCCACCCACAAUCUGGAGUAGAGAUCCAAUCAAAAGCCACCAUAAGGCGCCUGGUUGUGCAAUCGGCACAGCUGUGUCACUCUGGGGUGUACAGAUGUGAGGCGGCCGAUGACGCGGUCCAGUUCACCGUGGAUAUCAAAGCCCCUCCAGUGAAGUUCUGCAGCAUUCCCGAAGACGAGAGGUGCAAGUCCGUCGAAGCAGGCCACCCCGUCGUCCUAAACUGCCAGCUCUCGGACCCCAGUGCCCAGGUCAGCUGGUACAAGGACGGCGCGGAGCUCUUCCCGAAAGCGGGCACGGACCUCCGAUCAGCGGGCAUAAGAAGGACGCUGGUGGUGGAGUCGGCGCAGCUCUCUGACUCCGGAGUUUACUGCUGCUCCACGGCGGACGACGCCGUCCAGUUUAACGUAAAGGUCAAAGCUCCACCAGUGAGGUUCUUGAACCUUCCUGAGGACGAGAGGAACAUGUCUGUGGAAGCAGGCCGCCCCAUUGUACUACACUGUGAGAUCUCAGAGCCCACUGGCCAGGUCAGCUGGUACAAGGAUGAGGAGCAGCUCCUCCCCAAAACUGGAGUAGAUAUCCAAUCAGAGGGCAAAGCAAGGACCCUGACCAUCCAAUCAGCGGAGUUAUCUCACGCUGGGGUCUACAGCUGUAAGACAGCAAGUGAAGCCAUCCAGUUUCAUGUGGAAGUCAAAGCAGAGCAGUUCCACUCUAGGCCGUUCAGUUGUGAGAUAUCUGAUGACACUGUCCAGACCAGCACGGAUGUCAAAGCUGCAUCAGUGGACGUGUCAGCAGAACCUGAAGCAAAGAAGAUCAAAUACACAGAAGAAGCCCCUCCCCCUGCUCCCCUCUGUGAGGUCAUAAAGCCCACAGCCAAGGAUGAAAUCAAGCCCCUCCAACAAACUGGGCGAUGCAUCCAGUCAGAGGGCACCAUGGAGAGAGUGACUGACCAAUCAGCACAGCCCCCUCACUUGACUCAGUUGAUAAAGAUCAGCAGUGAAACUGGGCGAUACGUCCAAUCAGAGGACACCAUGGAGAGAGACACUGACCAAUCAGCCCAGCUCCCUUAUUUGACUCAGUUGAUAAAGAACAGCAGUGAGACUGGGCAAUACGUCCAAUCAGAAGACACCAUGGAGAAAGAGACUGACCAAUCAGCACAGCUCCCUGCCUUGACUCAUUUGAAAACGAACUACAGUCAAACUGGGCGAUACAUCCAAUCACAAGGCACCAUGGUGAGAGAGACUGACCAAUCAGCACAGCUUCCUCACUUGACUCAUUUGAGAAGGAACUACAGUCAAACUGGGCAACACAUCCAAUCAGAAAGCACCAUGGAGAGAGUGACUGACCAAUCAGCACAGCCCCUUCCCUUGACUCAUUUGAUAAAGAACAGCAGUGAAACUGGGCGAUACGUCCAAUCAGAGGACACCAUGGAGAGAGACACUGACCAAUCAGCACAGCUCCCUUAUUUGACUCAGUUGAUAAAGAACAGCAAUGAAACUGGGCAAUACGUCCAGUCAGAAGACACCAUGGAGAGAGAGACUACCCAAUCAACACAGCCCCCUCACUUGACUCAUUUGAGAUUGAACAACAGUCAAAGUGAUCGAUACAUUCAAAAAGAAGACACCGUGGAGAGAGAGACUGUCCAAUCAACACAGCCCCCUCACUUGACUCAUUUGAGAUCAAACAACAGUCAAAGUGAUCGAUACAUCCAAUCAGAGGACACCGUGGAGAGAGAGACUGACCAGUCAGCACAGCCCCUCCACUUGACUCAGCUGAGAAAGAACAACAACGACCCGGAACAACACAUCCAAUCAGAGGGCACCGUGGAGAGAGUGACUGACCAAUCAGCACAGCCCCCUCACUUGACUCAUUUGAGAAUGAACUACAGUCAAACUGGUCGAUACAUCCAAUCAGAGGACACCGUGGAGAGAGAGACUGACCAAUCAGCACGGCUGCCUCACUUGACUCAGUUGAAAAAGAACAGCAGUGACGCAGAAGAAGAUGCCACAGCAUUUAAGGUGGAUGUUGAAGCACAUCCUGAAGAUGAGAAGAGCAAUUUCGUUGAUACAGACUGGCCCACUGUGCAACAGUGUGAAAUAUCUGAUCCCACAUCUGAAAGCAAGUGGUCCAAGGAUGGUCAAAACCUUCUUCCACAGAAUGGAACAGACAUCCAAUCAGAGGGCACCACAAGGGGACUCACUGUCCAAUCAGCAAAGCUGUCUCACUCAAGGUUGAAUAGUUGUGAGACAAUGGAAGAUGCAAGGCAGUUUCAUGUGGAUGUCAAAGCUCCACCAGUGAGAUUGUCAGCACUUCCUGAAGUUGAGGAGGAGAGCAGGCCAGCAGUUGAAGCAGACCGCCCCAUUGUACAGCACUGUGAGAUCUCUGAGCUCCCUGCCCAGGUCACUGCCCAGGUCAGCCGCUGCCAGGAAGGGCUACAGCUCCGCCCACAGGCUAGUGCAGACAUCCAAUCAGAUGGCAUCUCGAGGACAAUAGAUGUCCGCUCGGCAGAGCUCUCGCCCUCUGGAGUUUACAGUCGUGAGGCAAAGGAUGAUGGCGUCCAGUUUAAUUUGGGCUUUGAAGCUCCACCAGCACAUUUCAAAGAACUUGCUGAAGAUGACAGGAGCAGGUCGGUUGAAGCAGGCUGUCCCAUUGUGCUUCAGUGUGAGAUCUCAGACUCCAACGCCCAGGUCAGCUGGGCCAAGGAUGGGGUACAGCUCCACCCACAAUCUGGAGUGGACAUCCAAUCAGAAGGCCAAAUGAGGAAACUGGUUAUCCAAUCAGCAGAGCGUUCACACUCUGGUGUAUACAGCUGUGGCUUUGCUGAAGAAGUCGUUAUAUUCAAGGUGGAUGUUCAAGAUUUGCCAGUGAAGUUUUCAGAAAUCCCAGAAGUAGCGAAGAGCAGGUCGGUUGAAGCAGGCUGUCCCAUUGUGCUACACUGCGAGAUCUCAGACCCCACUGCCCAGGUCACCUGGUACAAGGAUGGGGUACUGAUCCACCCACAAUCUGGAGUAGAGAUCCAAUCAGAGGACAAAACGAGGACACUGACCAUCCAAUCAGCUGAGCUCUGUCACGCUGGCACAUACCGUUGUGAAACGGCUGAUGACACCAUGUCAUUCAAGGUGGACGUUAAAGCUCCACCAGUGAAGUUCUCAGCCAUUCAAGAGGUACAGAAGAGCAAGUCCAUUGAAGAAGGCCGUCCUGUUGUGCUACACUGUGAAAUCUCAGACUCCACUGCCCAGGUCAGCUGGUUCAAGGAUGGGUUACAGCUCCUCCCACAAUCUGGGGUAGUGGUCCAAUCAGAAGGCACCAAGAGGAUGCUGAUUUUGCCGUCGUCUGGGUUUUCCAGCUCUGGAGUGUACAGCUGUAAAACAGCUGACGAUGUCAUCGAGUUUUAUGUGGAUAUUAAAGCCCCGCCCGUAACCUUCCUCGAUGAGCCCGAGGAGAACCUCCACAAAAGCAUUGUGGAGCUGGACCCUCUAGUGCUCAGCUGCCAGGUGUCCCGGCCCAACGCCAGCGUGGUGUGGUACAAGGACGGGGCGGAGGUGCAGCCAAGCAGUAACGUCACCAUCCAGGCCGAUGGCACCAUGAGGAGGCUCAUCCUCCGGUCCGCUCAGCUGUCGGACGCCGGGAUAUACACCUGUCGAGCGGGAGACAACGCCCUGAUAUUCAAGGUCAACAUUCGCGAGCCUCCGGUGAUGAUCAUCUAUCCCAAGGAGGACGUCCACCUGGACCGCCACGUUUCUGAAGAGGUGGUCCUCAGCUGCGAGCUGUCGCGCUCAAACGGCACGGUGCACUGGUACAAGGACGGACAGAAGCUUCAAGAGAGCCAGAGUAUCAAACUGAAGUCGGAGGGUCCAUACAGAAGACUUAAGAUUCUCAACUGUGGGAUAGAAGAUUCCGGAGAGUAUGUCUGUGACACAGCUGACGAUUCAAUAUUCUUCCAGCUCAACAUAACGGAACCUCCUGUGAGCAUCGUGUCGCCGAGCCAGUCCCAGAUGGAGCUGUGCCAGCAAACCUCGGAGCGGGUGGUGUUGAGCUGCGAGAUCUCGCGGCCCAACGCCACAGUGCGCUGGUACCGGGACGGGCUCGAGGUGGAAGAGAGCAACACCCUGAUCCUGGAAGUGGACGGGGUCUACAGGAGACUGAUCAUCCCAGAGACCACCGUCCAAGACUCUGCCGAAUAUGUCUGUGACACCGGCGACGACUCUGUGACUUUCUUUGUCAACAUCGCAGAGCCCCCAGUGAGGUUUGUGCGCCCCAGAAAGAUGCCUAGCGCUGUGGAGAUCCUGGUGGGGAAUCCUCUGGUGCUUGAAUGCGAGGUGUCCCGCCCCUCCGCCGAGGUGAGCUGGAAGAAGGACGGGGAAGAGAUGGAGGACAGCCGCAACGUCACCAUCGUCGAGGACGGAAUCUUCCGCCAGCUGACCGUACACGUGUCCAAAUUCGAACACUCUGGGCAGUACGUCUGUGAUGCCAAAGAUGAUGUAAUGGACUUUCAUGUCAAAGUCACCGAGCCGCCAGUGAAAAUCCUGAAGAAAUGUGAGCUGAAGACCGAGCAGCUGCACUUGGAAUCGGACGAUAUCGUUCUGGAGUGUGAGCUCUCCCGGGCGAACGGCGCGGUCCGGUGGUCCAAAGACGGCCAGAGCGUGGAGGAAAACGAGCACUUCUGCAUCGAAGAAGAAGGAGCCUUCCGCUCGCUGGUCAUCCUCAACGCCGAGCUCUCGGACGCCGGCGAGUACGCCUGCCACUCCACGGACGACAGCGUCGUCUUUAACGUCCGAGUGAAAGAGCGUCCGGUGGCCAUCGUAGGAAACUCCGAGAGUCCGGAGAAGCACAGUUUGCUGGGGGGGGACGAUCUGAUUUUGGCCUGUGAGGUGUCGCGCUCAAACGCACCGGUGGAGUGGUACUGCAACGGGCGGCUGCUCAGCCCCGACGCUCGAACCCACAUCGACAGCUACGGGACGGUGAGGAAGCUCGUCCUCACGGGCCUCCGGCCCUCGGACUCCGGGGAGUACACGUGCGACGCUGUGGACGACAAGAUGACCACCUUGGUAAAGGUCCAAGAGGCUCCCACCAAGUUCCUGAACAAAGAGAAGGCCAACCUGGUGACUGGGUAUGAAAGCGAGAGCGUGACGCUGUCCGCCACCACCUCUCGCGACUCGGCCACGGUCCGGUGGCUGAAGGACUGGACGCAGGUCUCAGGAGAGAGGUUCCAUGUCAGGCAGGAGGGGAACAGGCACUUCCUCACCAUCGACCCCCUGCACCGCUCGGACAGCGGGGGAUACACCUGCGACACCACCGGCGAUGAGGUGCACUUCAGCCUGCUGGUCAAAGAAAUGCGUGUGAAGUUCGUGCAGGCGCUGGAGGACGCGGUGGCUCACGCGGACGGCAUGGUGACCCUGCGCUGCCAGCUGUGCCGGGCCAAAGGGGACGUGCUGUGGCUGAAGGACGGCGCGGAAAUCGCGCCCAGCCGCCGCCUGGCCAUCCGAGCCGACGGGCCCGAGCGCAGCCUCACCAUCCACCGCCUGACUCCGCAGGACGCCGGCCAGUACGCCUGCGAGUCCAAGGACGACCGCACCAGCGCCACGCUCCGCGUGGAGACGCCUCGGGUUGUGGAGUUCAUCGCAGAACUGAACAGCACCACGGUAAUGGAAGGGGAAGACGCCACCUUCAAGUGCGUCGUCUCUCCUGAAGAUGUGCAGCUGAUCUGGCAAAUGGACGGCGAGCGCAUCUAUCCCAGCGAGAAGUUCAGGAUGUCCAGCAACGGGCUCUGUCACGUGCUGCUCAUCCGUAGCUGCCAGGUUACCGACAGCUCCAAGAUCACCGCCGAGGCAGAAGGAGUGCUGUCAAGAGCCAAGCUUCAGGUGCAAGAGGCGCAGGUGCUGUUCACUAAGAAGAUGGCGGCUGUGGAGGCGGAGGAGUUUGGGGAGGCCACUCUGGAGGUGGAAGUGACCCCCGAAUCCGGGGAGGUGCACUGGAUAAGGCAGAACGUGGUCAUCCAGCCAGGGCCCAAGUUCAGCCUGAAGCAGAACGGCCCCAAACGCAGUCUGACCGUCCACAACCUCAGCCUCUCUGACCGGGGAAUGUACCGCUGUGAGACCCUGCACGACCGCACACAGGGGAAGAUCAGCGUGGAGCCGCGGAAGAUCAUCGUACGCAGGGGGCUGACCCCGAUCGACACCUUCGAGCGCGAGACGGCCACCUUCGAGGUGGAGCUGUCGCACGACAACGUGGAGGGGGUGUGGCAGAAGGACGGGGUGCGCCUGAAGCCCAGCAGCCGCUGGCGCCCGAGCGCCAAGGGCCGCCUGCACAGCCUCACGCUCUCCGGCCUCACCCUGGAGGACUCCGGAACCGUCGCCUUCACCGCCGAGACCGCCAGGACCUCCGCCAGGCUCACCGUCAGAGAGCCUCCUGUGAGCAUCCUGAAGAAACUGGAGGACCAAUGCUCCCCAGAAGGCUCUGCAGUAUCUCUGGAGUGUGAGCUGUCAAGACAGAAUGUGGAUGUGAAGUGGCUAAAGAAUGGCAGCGAGGUGAAAGGGAGCAAGACCCAGCGCAUCUACUCCAUGGGCCGAAAGCGCUUCUUCCAGCUAAUGAAGUGCGAACUCAGCGACUCGGGGGUCUACAUGUGCGAUGCUGGGGACAUCAGCACAAGCUGCUCUCUGGAGGUCUACGAGCAAGAGGUGGAGAUUGUGCAGGGCCUGGAGGACCUGGACAUCCAGGAGGACCAGAAUGCCGUGUUCAUGUGCGAGGUGUCCCUGCCGGACAUCCCGGGGGAGUGGUUCCGCAACGGGGAGAAGAUCCGGCCCACCAGCACCGUCAAAAUCCGGCAGGAGGGCACCAAGCACUUUCUCCUCAUCUGUAACGUGAGGGUGGAAGAUGCCGGAGAGAUCAAAUUUGUGGCCAAACAAGUGGAGUCCACGGCGUCCCUGGAGGUGGAAGAGAUGCCCGUGUCCAUCGUGAAGCCGCUGCGGGACAAGACGGCGCUGGAGGGGCACCGGGUGGUCCUGGAGUGCGCCGUGUCCAAUCCGCGCUGCAGCAUCCGCUGGUACCAGGGCAGCAAGGUCAUCCUGCCGUCCGAGCGCUUCGAGAUCUGCAGCGAGGGCUGCCACCGCAAGCUGCUCAUCCAGCAGGUGGCGCUGGAGGACGAGGGCACCUACAGCGUGCAGGCCGGCGAGCACACCACGUCCGCCAGGCUGACAGUGGAAGCCCAGCUGCUCCAGAUGGUGCGGGAGCUGACCGACGUGACCGUCGCGGCCCCGGACGAGGCGCGGUUCGAGUGCGAGGUGUCCAUCCCGGUCAGCAAGGGCCCCGUGUGGAGCCUGAAGGAGCAGACCCUGCACCCGGGGCCCACGGUUCGACUGGAGGCCCGAGACACCGUGCACCGGCUGACCCUGAAGAACACGUCUGCGGACAUGAGCGGCGUCGUCCGGUUCAGCUGCGCCAAAGCCAAGAGCAGCGCUAGGCUCACCGUCACAGAUAACUAGACCUUUGGGACAAAACACCAGGAACCAUCCGGAAACGUGCACAUUACCUGGGGAAAUGCUGAUUGUGACAUAAGUCUGCUUAUUGUUUAUGGUAAAAAGGGAAAAUGAUGAUUUAGCCUGUUAAAAAAGUGCUUUGAAUUGGGGCAGAACCAGUGAAAAUGUUACGGCUUGAACACCCAAUUACAUUGUUUUUAAAGGUGAGGAAAAGUUAAGAAAUUACAGUCCGGGGAAAAAUUGCAUUUGGCAAACUGGAAAUGAGAAAGAUCGAUGUCCUAAGGCAUAUAAAACACACACUCUGCAACAAAAUGGCCAUGUGCAGGACCACAUCCAAUCUGAAUAAAAGUGAACCAGCAGAAGUCUCCUGAUUCACUCUAAAUUUGGUGGGGAAACAGGACAGAACGAAUGAAAUAGGAAAAAUUGUUACAGGGAUCCAGGUUGUCGCAUAUUACAGGUGUGGAGUGGGACACUAGCGCCAUGGAUCUUUAGGCAAAACAUGAUAAUGGUGCCAUAUAGGGGCCUUAAACCAAAAAUAUACUGAAGCUGUGAUGGUUCGAAUCCUGAAUAGAAUUCUUUGUGUGAAAUACGUAUUGUUUUUUUUUUUGUUUUUUUUAAGUCUGAGAAUGAUUUUGUGAAGCUCAGAAUUCAUGCCCUUGGACCACUGAAGUUCACCUUUCGUAUAAAAAAACUCUACAGGCUUUGUGCAAGAACGCACACACUGAAGAGCAAAUCACCAUUUUGAAUUGAUGUAGUCAGUUGGAGUUGGAGGAAAAGCCUUUGCUGUCCCAUUUCAUUUAUGGUUGAAUGUACAUUGUUCCUUAUUUAUCCUUGUAUAGACUUCAUUUUUUAACAUUUGGAUUUCUACUUUGGGAUGCAGACAUGGAAGGGUACAGAUUUUAAAGGGUUAUAUUGAGACUGAAGCAUGUACAGUAUGAAGUGCACAGGGCCAAAAUGGUUUAAUAUUUACACAUUAAAUGGGGGAUCUUGGGAGAGUGAAUUGACACUACUUACUAUAAAAUUAUCUCAUUUCUUUAAUUACUGUUGAGUAAAUCCUUCUCAAUGGAAACGUGCGAUCGCUGUUAAAUUAACUAUGAGCUGCCUCGUAUUGUACUAAAGAAAGAAGAUUUUCAUAAAAUUCUGUAUUCCGUAUUUAUUUUCCUUUGACAGGGUUUAAUGGCUUUCUGUUGUCGCCCUUAAUGCUCUAAUCUUUCUGGAUUUACUGGGUGGCGUCAGCUUCUCUUGCUAUUUUAGAAGUACCUGUAUUAGCUUCCAAUAAAACAGGAUUGAUAAGGA
Molecule: messenger RNA, 12491 nt
Organism: Anguilla rostrata (American eel)
Lineage: Eukaryota; Metazoa; Chordata; Actinopteri; Anguilliformes; Anguillidae
Gene: obsl1b
Product: obscurin like cytoskeletal adaptor 1b
Exons: 36
Coding region: 918-11201 (3427 amino acids)
Molecular function (GO): protein binding
Source: RefSeq, a predicted model, not a curated record